Messenger RNA from Sclerotinia borealis F-4128, 2019 nucleotides. The record is from the annotation of a GenBank genome assembly. Lineage: Eukaryota; Fungi; Ascomycota; Leotiomycetes; Helotiales; Sclerotiniaceae.
AUGGCUGGCUCCAGUAGCCGUAAUGCCUCUUCAUUUGGGGCAGAAGAGGACGAAGAUGGGGCUUUGAUAUCUACACGCGGACUAGAAGCUUUUGGUAGAAAAGUUACAACGACCGCUGGACAUCUCAUAGGACCCAUCGAUCCCACAUCCAACACCCACUAUCAAAAUGCCAUGAGUGAUCUGCAUAAACAACUUCGCCGUCCCAAUCUUCAACGAAGUGUUUUUUCGUUUGCGAAAACUACCCCGACGGAUUUGGUGCGGUCGAAGUUGUCGACGUCGGAGAUUCAGUAUCGGGCAUUGACUUUCUUGCCAGAUGAGUUGUUGAGAAAUAUACCCGAGGAUAAUAAUAGUUAUUCGUUGUUUCAGGGAUUUCAAGCUACUUUGCCGGAUGCGAGUGAGGGGCAGGGAAAGAAACAUAGGAGGAAGAUCUCGAGGGGGAGGAAACUCAUUGAUAAUGGUAGUGAGGGAGGUUCGGAGGGGGAUGGACCACCUAGUCUUGCGAAGUUGAAGAAGGAAAAAUCGACGUUGAAUCAUCGAUUGGAAAUGAUGGGGAUUAGGAAAAAUAUGGCAAGUAGUGAGAUUCAUGGGAUUGAUAACAAAAUCGCAAAUCUCAAUUCUAUGAGGAGAAUCGUCUUGGAUAGGUUGGCAGGGUUGGAACAGGAAGAGUCAAUGUUGGAGCAUGAGAUUCUAGAUGUGGAGAAUCGAUUAGAGGAUGCUCAAGAACAAAUCGAGGAUGCGGAAGCAUUGGGGAAAUCUCUUACUGGAACGGAUGAAGGAGAUGAUGCGGAGAAUCCAGGGGCGGAUUCCACAUUCAUGUCGGAAUCGAUUUACGAAAAACUUCCCUCGAGGGCAAGUACACCUUCAUCGAAAGGAUCCAAAAGACAUAAAACGAUUCGAAGGAAAUCUAUGCCAAUUUUACAUGAACAUUUCGAACCUGGGUCUUCGAUUCGAGAAAUUCAAGCACAUGAUGAUAUGAUUACAGCUCUCGAUUUCGAUGUACCAUUUGGUACCAUGGUUUCCUCGGCUUUAGAUGAUACAGUUCGAGUAUGGGAUAUGAAUGCGGGUAGAUGUAUAGGACUUCUUGAAGGACAUACUGCAUCCGUACGAGCCCUUCAAGUGGAAGAUAACAUCGUCGCAACUGCAUCUAUGGAUGCUACGAUUCGUUUAUGGGAUUUAAGUAAAGCUCGUUAUGAUGCACAGGAUAAAAUCAAGGAAGAAAAGGAGGAGGAGGAGGAGGAAGAAGAAGAUCAUCUUGCAUUUGGUGAAUCCUUGGAACGUGAACAAAAAAUUCAUGUUCCACAAGGAACAAUGAAGGAAUGUCCUCUUUUCACAUUAGAAGCUCACGUUGAUGAAGUAACAGCUCUUCAUUUCCGUGGUGAUACUCUCAUAUCUGGUUCAGCUGAUAAGACAUUAAGACAAUGGGAUUUAGAAAAGGGAAGAUGUGUACAAACAUUAGAUGUUAUGUGGGCAGCAGCGCAAGCUUCAGUGACAAUGGGUUCCUCCGAGGGUACAUGGCGACAAACGGGACGUCAACCAGAUGCAACAGCGGACUUCGUUGGCGCGGUACAAGUUUUUGAUGCGGCACUUGCUUGUGGUACUGCUGAUGGAAUGGUUCGCUUGUGGGAUUUGAGAAGUGGUCAGGUGCAUAGGAGUUUAGUGGGGCAUACAGGUCCGGUUACUUGUUUGCAAUUUGAUGAUGUGCAUUUAGUUACGGGAAGUUUGGAUAGGAGUAUUAGGAUCUGGGAUCUCCGCACAGGAGCAAUCUAUGAUGCAUACGCAUAUGAUGCACCUAUCACAAGCAUGAUGUUUGAUACUAGACGUAUUGUAUCAGCUGCAGGGGAGGAUGUAGUGAAAGUGUAUGAUAAAACGGAUGGAAGACAUUGGGAUUGUGGAGUGGGAGCUGAGAGGGAGGAAAAUGUUGAGGUGGUUGAAAAGAAUAUCGUGGAGAUGUGUAGGGUUAAGGAUGGGUAUAUGGUGGAGGGAAGGAGGAGUGGUGUGGUGGGGAUUUGGAGUUGUUAG